AUGAAGUACAUUCUUUUGACCACUGUCUUUGCCGCUGCCUGCGCAGCUGGACCUCUGGCUGAAGUCAGAGAUCUGACUGGCACGCCCGAGAACACUCUCACCUAUGUCGACAUUACUCCGGCUGAUUUGGAGCCGCAGAACGCAAACUUGACCGAUAUCGUCGCUAGAGAUACGCUCCCCAACACCAGCUGCCCGGCUGGACAGACUUAUGAUCGCUCGAUUACGGAUACCCCUUGCGGCGCCAACGAAAUCUGUGUCCAGCGCCGCCUCGUCAGCAACGGCAAGAGCUAUGCCAAGUGCAUUCCCGUCGUCGACCUUGUCUUGUGGAAGACCAGCCCGGACGGAAACAAGGAGGGCUGCACUACCACCACCGUCAAGGGUGGAGGAAACCACCACGUGGGAACCAUUGUUUACGAUGUGAACAAGAACCCUAUUCAGGUCGACAAGAUUCGUUACCUCGGAGAGCCUGGUGAGGUUGAUGAGGGAAUUGGCGGAUCUACCCCGUUCUUCAGCAGCAACCUCUUCAGCUUCGCUGGAGGCCACUACCUCAAGACUUGCGUCUUCGCCGGUGGCUUCGGAAACCUGAACGCCUACUCCUCGGCUUGGGUCUAA
This is a messenger RNA of Colletotrichum scovillei, 612 nucleotides long. RefSeq lists its product as uncharacterized. Bases 1 to 612 code for a protein of 203 amino acids. The record is from RefSeq and is a predicted model, not a curated record. The transcript has 3 exons. Lineage: Eukaryota; Fungi; Ascomycota; Sordariomycetes; Glomerellales; Glomerellaceae.